This is a messenger RNA of Ananas comosus (pineapple), 1781 nucleotides long. Its product is annotated as transcription factor bHLH66-like. The record is from RefSeq and is a predicted model, not a curated record. Gene Ontology annotation, cellular component: nucleus. Lineage: Eukaryota; Viridiplantae; Streptophyta; Magnoliopsida; Poales; Bromeliaceae. Gene Ontology annotation, biological process: regulation of transcription by RNA polymerase II. Gene Ontology annotation, molecular function: DNA-binding transcription factor activity, RNA polymerase II-specific; RNA polymerase II cis-regulatory region sequence-specific DNA binding; protein dimerization activity. The transcript is spliced from 7 exons. Bases 108 to 1418 code for a protein of 436 amino acids.
AGCUUACGAAUUCCCCUCUUCCUCUUCUCAGGGCUCUCCACACCAACCCAAACACCAAGCUAGAAACCCUAACCCUAACCCUAACCCUAACCCUAGAAUUGAGAACGAUGCAACCUACCAGUAGAGAAAUGCAGGGCAUGGCGGAGUCCCUCGCCGGAGGCGGAGGCGGGGGAGGCGGGCACGACGACUUCUUCGACCAGAUGCUCUCCACCCUCCCCUCCGCCUCUGCCGCCUACGACGAGAGCUCGCUCCUCGCUUCGCGGCUGCGGCAGCACCAGAUCAGCGGCGGAGGGGGGGGCGGAGGGGGAGGGGGAUCGCCGAAGCCGAUGAUGCUGCAGCUCAACAACAACAACAACAGCAACAACAACCAUCUCCACCACCACGGCCACCCGAUGAUCCUCUCCCCGAUGGGGCGAUCGCCGAGCUCCGGCGGAGGCGGCGGAGGCGGCGCCGCCGCCGCCGAUUCGGGGCUCCUCCCUCUCCCGCUAACCCUAGGGAGCGGCGGCGGCGGCGGCGGCGCAGGAUCUCGCGACGACGCGACGCCCCCUUCAAAUCCCGAUCCCCGCCGGGAGGUGAGGCGUGCUGUACAACGGAUACGGUGUGAUCGCUUCAGCGUGCGGCGCCGCCAACAUUUCACCACCCCCAGGGUGGGCGAUGGCGCCAGAGCUACGGAGGAGCGCCGCGAGCGGACUGCGGGCGGCGCCGCCGCAGGCCGCCGCGUCGUCGGCAGCGGCGCGGCGGCGCCGCCGCGCCAGCGCGUGAGGGCGCGGCGCGGACAGCCACCGACCCUCACAGCAUCGGCUGAACGACUUCGCAGGGAGAGAAUCGCGGAGCGAAUGAAGGCCCUUCAAGAAUUAGUCCCUAACGCCAACAAGACGGAUAAAGCGUCGAUGCUGGACGAGAUCAUCGACUACGUGAAGUUCCUUCAGCUCCAGGUCAAGGUUUUGAGCAUGAGCCGAUUAGGCGGAGCCGCGGCCGUGGCCCCUCUCGUCGCCAAUAUGUCCUCUGAGGGCGGUAACGGCGGCAAUGGCGGUGGCAGCGGCGACAGUUUGACGGUGACGGAGCACCAGGUGGCGAAGCUGAUGGAGGAGGACAUGGGGUCGGCGAUGCAGUACCUGCAAGGGAAGGGCCUCUGCCUCAUGCCGAUAUCCCUCGCCUCCGCCAUCUCCUCCGCCACCUGCCACCCCCGCCCGUCCCCCUCGCCCUCUGCCGCAGCAGCCGUCCCAGGCCUUCUGGGGCCCAACCCACUCAUUCCUGGCCCACCGCCACCCCCCCACGGUAGCAGUGGCGGCUGUGCGGACGGCCCGUCAUCGCCUAGCAUGUCGGUGCUCACGGUGCAGUCCGCCACCGCGAACGGCGUCUCCGAUGGCGACGUCACGCGAAACCCUAAGGACGGUGCUUCCGUCUCCAAGUCCUAAGGAUAAGGGGAAAUGUAAACCCCUCGAACAUCGUUUGGAUUGAUGUAAUUGUAAUUUGUUGUCGGAUCUAAUUUAGCGUUAAGAAAAACAAAUAAAAAAAGAAACUUGAGAAAAAUAGGUCUCUUUCAAAAAAGUUCGAAAUCGCAAAAGAUCCGGAAAAUGUAGACAAGACACCUUAAAUAGGUAGAUGGUGGAUCUCCUGAGCAUCAUUAUGAUUUGAUUUGUAAAGCGGAAUUAUAAUUACGUCAAUUCAAACACCCCACUAAAUAAGUCUACGGGAUUAAGACUUGGUGGUGAGCAAAUCACCACCCUCUUCACACUUGUUUUCUAUAAAUGCUUAAGGGAUCAUAAUAUCUAACGCUA